AAACAGAUGCAGUCAGACCCACACAAGCUGGACUUUGGGCUGAAACCUGAGUUCCUGAGCCGUCCUCCAGGCCCAAGUCUCUUUGGAGCCAUCCACCACCCCCACGAUCUGGCACGACCUUCCACUUUGUUCUCUGCCGCUGGUGCUGCGCAUCCUACUGGGACCCCUUUUGGGCCACCACCUCAUCACAGUAACUUUCUCAACCCUGCUGCUCACCUAGAGCCUUUUAACCGGCCAUCUACGUUCACGGGCCUCGCCGCAGUGGGUGGCAACGCCUUCGGGGGACUUGGAAACCCUUCAGUUACACCCAACUCAGUGUUCGGCCACAAGGAUAGCCCCAGUGUGCAGAACUUUAGCAAUCCUCACGAACCCUGGAACCGGCUGCACCGAACGCCUCCGUCGUUCCCGACCCCUCCGCCCUGGCUGAAGCCAGGGGAGUUGGAGCGCAGUGCGUCCGCUGCAGCCCAUGACAGAGAUAGAGAUGUAGAUAAACGAGACUCCUCCGUUAGUAAAGAUGACAAGGAAAG
This is a messenger RNA of Psammomys obesus (fat sand rat), 527 nucleotides long. RefSeq names its product autism susceptibility gene 2 protein homolog. The record is from RefSeq and is a predicted model, not a curated record. NCBI's taxonomy places the organism in Eukaryota, Metazoa, Chordata, Mammalia, Rodentia, Muridae.